AUGGCCACUGCCGUCGAGAAGCGGGACAGGGAGGAGACCGGUGAAGGGCCAAACGGCGGAAGCGAUGAUGCCUCGAAGAAGCACCGGGGGGAAACCGAUGUCGGAGCCGGCGGAGAAGGAGGUGGAAAUUCUGCGGAGAAGGAGGAGGAGGUGUUGUGGAUGAAUUGUUUUUCGGAAAUGUGGGAACCCAUGACCGCCCGUUAUUUAGUUCAGGAUUUCCACCGGUUGGUUACCUUUAUGCAAGACAAUACCCCUAUCCCCGAUAGACAGACUAGGGGAUUGCUGGAUUUGGUGAAGAAGGGUCACCCGGAGCCGGAGAAAAUGAUUGGUUGUGGGGUCGAAUCAUUUCAAGUCCGAGAACACCCAACGUGUACCAGCUUCCGCACCUUCUUUCUUGUAAGGAAAGAUGGUUCCAGGGAGGAUUUCUGCUUCAGAAGCUGUGUUAACAAAAUCCUUCCCUUGCCCAAAGAUUUGAGAGGCCAUGGUAUUGGCAUUGAUGCUGUUUGUUUAUGCCAUUUGGGAGGCUGGGAUACUGUGAGGGCUGCUAAGGAACGAGAAGAAGGAGUCAGAGAAAUAAUAGCUCGGCGUGUGGAGGAGAUAUUGGCUACCUAUUUCAGCUUUGGUCCAUCCAAGUUCCAGGAUUCCUCUCAUAUGUUUCAUUAUUACUACUCUCUGCUUCUUGUUUCGCCGCUUAAUCAGGCGAUCAAUGAGAAAGCGCACCUUAUGUUACUAGAGUUGCUAAAGAAGGGCGAUCCAGAGUCGGAGAGAAAGAUUGGUUCUGGGAUUGAAUCGUUUCAAGUCCGAAUCCAUCCAGCGUACGGCAGCGAGUUGCGAAGCUUCUACCUCGUUAGGGGAGAUGGUUCCAUGGAGGAUUUCUGCUACAUUAAGUGUGUUGACAACUUCUUGCCCUUGCCAGAGGAACUCAGAGAAACAAUUGCUGGUCCUUGCAGCUGUCAUCAUAAAGAAGACGGCCAAGAUGGAGUCACCUUGGGUAUGAGCAGAUUUCGGAGCUCGGCUGAGCUGGUUUCGUACUUCGAGAAACUCUUCGUAGACUGGCCGCUUAAUACUCCUUUUACCUCUGAGGUUGACUACAAGAUGGUGUUCGAUUUGCUGAAGAAGGGUGAUCCAGAGUGGGAGGAGAAGAUGAAGCCUGGUUCUGGUUCGGGGGGGAUCCCUUCAUUUGAAAUCCGAGAAUGGCCAACGUUGUGGGACAAUCGAUCAUUGUUCAUUGUUUGGGAAAAUGGUUCUAUGGAACCUUUCUGCGUCAUGACCUGUAUCGACAACAUCCUUCCAUUGCCGAUAGAAUAUAAAAGGCUAAGUGCAAAUUUUGAUAGUGGUGGUAGAAGUGGUCGUGGAGGGGGCAAACGUGGAGCUGGCAAAGCAACAAGAAGAGGCCGUGGCCGUGGCCGUGGCCGUCACUGACUGGCAUACUUUGGUCAAGGUUUUGGGAUGGAACGAGUUCGUUUUGCUCUACAAAACGAUAUCCAUUUUCAAUAUUUUUGUCUCUCGGUACCAACUGCAUACCAUAUGGUAUUUUCUUCAUUUUUAAUUCGUUUUUGAAAAUGUUUGCACAGAAGGAACGAGUUCAUCAUGAUUUAUUGGAUCUACAAAUUUCUGGGAGAACAAAUUACAAGACCAAAAAAUACGACACAGUACCAUACAAUACCACCCUGGUACGAGGUGGUAUCUUGUGGUACAUAAUGUUAAGGAAUGUUCCUCUUCUGCCGGCUUUUAACUGGAUUAUGAAAAUAAGGAGUG
Molecule: messenger RNA, 1758 nt
Organism: Linum tenue
Lineage: Eukaryota; Viridiplantae; Streptophyta; Magnoliopsida; Malpighiales; Linaceae
Source: the annotation of a GenBank genome assembly